CUGAGGAGUUGCCCUUUCCGGCCGUGCGCCGGUGUCGGGGUAGGCCGUGUGCCUAACAGGGAGUUGCGGCAGGCCGUGCGCCUGUAUUGUUCCGUGCUUGUUUCCCUGCCUUGACCAGGCAGGGCAUGUCUCAAGGCUCCAAUCGAGCCCGCCCGUAUCAGCGUCGCCCUGACGCUCGCAUUCCCUCGCCCCCGUUCGAGGUCGAGCGGGCCCUUUGUGUGAUCGACCGGUGUUCCCAGAACGUGAUCGACGAGUAUCGGCGGGGUCAAAGUCGGUGGUCUUCCCGUGAGAAGACACAGACCGUCGACAGCUUCCAUCUGACUCGAGAGGUUAUUGAGGUUCGGCACGGCUUGCGCCGCCGCCUCUCAGCGGAGGUCUCCCGUUUCGUGAUGCGCAGGGAUUCCGAACAUAUCGUUCACCGCCCGCCGGUGCUCACCCCACGGCCCAGACAGCCGCCAGAGCAGCCCAGCUUCAACCCAGCUGCGAGGCUUCUCCCGGCCCGGAUCCUGAAGCAGGAGGCACUCAACGCGUCUCCUGCCGUUGUGCCCGAGGGCCAUUUCAACAAGGUUCCUGGCUGGACCGACAAUCUGGGAAACUCGUUCGGGAAUCUGAGGACCCAGGUUGCCUACUUGUGUAUCUCCGCGGAGUGUGACGGCUUUAAGCGGUCGGUGACGCAAGGGGCCCGGAUCAAUCGCUGCGGUCGUCCUACCUUCUAGUUUGCCGUCCCUGUCUGUCGUGACUGCCAUCGCCCUCUCCUUCUGGACGUCUCCUCUGCUCCCGCCCUUGUUCCGAUCUUCGACGAGCGUGUCUCUCGUCCCCUCACCGAAGACGAGGAGCGUCUCUUGCUGGAUUUCCCCCCUGCCUUCAGGGACCUGACCAUUCGGCCUGACUUCGUUUUUGCCGACCGGCUCUAGCUGGAGACAAGUGCGCG
Messenger RNA from Vitrella brassicaformis, 931 nucleotides. The record is from the annotation of a GenBank genome assembly. NCBI's taxonomy places the organism in Eukaryota, Vitrellaceae.